UAGCGCAACCGUCAUUUCUACCCCAUUUCCUCGACAAACUUCUUCACUUCUCCUUCUUCAGCAUUUCCUUUGACAUUUGCACACAGCAUUGACUUGGUAUUUGUUGUGUUCUGUUGCGUAUAGCUACUAUGGGUAAAAGAUCUCCCCUUAACUGUUUUGCCGCUGCUGACGCCAAGAAGAAUAAAGGGGGAACGUCGGCCUUGAGGACUAUCAAGAAUCCUAUCCAUGUCGAUGAUGAACCGCCACCUUCUCCCGAACGGCCACUUUCAAGGAAACGAAAGGCUGUCACCGGUGGAGAUCAGAAAGCUUCCGAUAAGGGGAAGAGUAUUGGAGGGGUGGUCGACCCGCAUGCCGAUCGCGACAUUCCGAAUGGCGUGUGGGAUGCGGCCUUUAACCUUGGCCAUAAGAUCGAGUUCAACUUUGAUUUGGCUGAGCAGAAAGUCAUGGAAAAGACUUCUGAGCAAAAAAUGGCGGAUAACUGCUUAGAAUUUGCCUGCCGGGCGGCAGUUGCUGCCUGGAACUUAGCGUAUGCCUCCAACCAAGGUAACUUGGUCACCGAGCUGGAGCGUUUAAAAACCGAACACGCUAAGUGUGAGCAAAGCCAGAAGGAAUCCGAGGAGAUGAUAGUGAAAGGCCGGGAGAUAAUGGAGAAUCUGCAGAAGGAUGGUGUUGAGAUGAAAAAGGUCAAAGACCGGCUUGCAGCUGAUCUGGAAUGUUCAAAGAGAGAGAAUGAGGAGCUGAAGAAAAGGUUGAUAACUUUGACUGGCGAGAGGGACGCCUUGCGCCAGACCAUUACUGAAAACCAGGAGUUGCAGGAUGAGAUGACUGAUGCUAUCAUCCUGGAACAUACCAGGGGCUUUAAGAAGGCGCUAAGGCAAGUGUCCUAUAUUUUGAAUGUGUGUACUGAAGGAGUCAACUUCGAAAUUCGGAAGGACGUUUACCAAGGAGAGUUGGUUCCGAUAGACGUCAUUCCUGCCGGGUCAUUUCCAGAUGACGAGCCUGUAGGGACGCCCACCGAGGCAAUGGCAACAGAGGAAGCUGCUCGAAUCGAGACACCCGAGGGGAAUUCAGGGGUUCCUGCUGUCGAGGAUGCCCCCGUCGUAGACCUUGUAUAGAAUAGAUUUAACUUAGACAUUCUGACAUUUUGUACUUACUAUUCUUAGGGUUGUUUGCUGCGUGUAUGUCGUCAUUUGGUACUUGUCGAAACUUUAUGUUCUUAUACUUGAAUGUUUAUAGGAUCGCUAUACUUGAAUGUUUAUAGGAACGCGCGUUAUUUGUAAUCAUAUGAUGAGUGCCUUUGUUGA
Molecule: messenger RNA, 1304 nt
Organism: Vigna angularis (adzuki bean)
Lineage: Eukaryota; Viridiplantae; Streptophyta; Magnoliopsida; Fabales; Fabaceae
Exons: 2
Coding region: 129-1115 (328 amino acids)
Source: RefSeq, a predicted model, not a curated record